AAAUAAAUUUUUAAUAUUAAAUUCUACAGCUUUACGCAAUUGUUCGAUGUCAUAACCGAAUCUAUAAAUAGUGUAAAAUGAUAUUAUGCAUAUGUUAUAAAAAAUACUAGCUUUUAUAAACUGUAUAUAAAUAUUACAAUUGUAUUUUAUUUUAACAAUGGUGAACAGCAUUGUACUAUGAAGAUUAUAUUCUUCAAUUUACUUUUGCUACCUUGCAUUUUGUCAUUGAAUGAUGAUUUAUUACAUUAUGUCAGUGAUGAUGUAUUAGGAGGAUCUUAUAAAUAUUAUAGUUUAAUGUACGAGGGUACUAUUAAAAUUCAACUAAUAUCACAAACUGGAGAUGCAGAUUUGUAUGCAUCGCAUACAACAACAAAACCAACUUAUGAACCAGACCAUUAUAAUUUACAAUCUACAACGUGUGGAGAAGAUAUUAUAGUUAUACCAGAUAGUUUCAAAAGGCCUGUUAGCAUAGGAGUGUAUGGACAUCCAUCGCAUGAAUUAAGUAAAUAUACUUUAUUGGUAUAUGAGGUUAUAAAAACGGAUGAAGAUACAACUUAUGAUCAGAAAACAGAAAAUAUUUACAAGGAUAGUGAUAGCAAAAAGAAAAAUCUACCAUUUUUAAUUACUUUAUUGAGAUCUAUUGGGGACGUAUUAUUUGAAAUACUUCUUUAA
This is a messenger RNA of Polistes dominula (European paper wasp), 672 nucleotides long. Its product is annotated as UPF0669 protein C6orf120 homolog. The record is from RefSeq and is a predicted model, not a curated record. Lineage: Eukaryota; Metazoa; Arthropoda; Insecta; Hymenoptera; Vespidae.